This is a messenger RNA of Talaromyces atroroseus, 2823 nucleotides long. RefSeq lists its product as hypothetical. Gene Ontology annotation, molecular function: protoporphyrin ferrochelatase activity; transmembrane transporter activity. NCBI's taxonomy places the organism in Eukaryota, Fungi, Ascomycota, Eurotiomycetes, Eurotiales, Trichocomaceae. The transcript has 5 exons. Bases 1 to 2823 code for a protein of 940 amino acids. The record is from RefSeq and is a predicted model, not a curated record. Gene Ontology annotation, biological process: heme biosynthetic process; transmembrane transport.
AUGGGGGGGCCUUCAAAAACCGCAGAUGUUGAAGAUUUUCUCAGUCGUCUUUUCGCAGAUGGCGACCUAAUCCCUUUAGGUCCGCUCCAAAAGUACAUAGGACCCCUUCUUGCUCGUCGCCGAACGCCCAAGAUCCAAAAGCAAUAUUCAGAUAUUGGCGGAGGGUCGCCGAUUCGGCAAUGGUCAGAGCAUCAAUGCGAAGAAAUGUGCAAGAUUCUAGACGAGAUAUCCCCGGAAACUGCUCCGCACAAACCAUACGUUGCGUUUAGAUAUGCCGCGCCAUUGACAGAAGAGAUGUACAGUAGGUUGCUGGAUGAUGGCUUUGGGCGAGGAAAUGGUGGACGAGCUGUUGCAUUCACGCAAUAUCCCCAAUACUCAUGCUCUACCACUGGCAGUUCUCUCAAUGAGUUAUGGAAGUGGAGGAAUAGGCUAGAAGGGCCACGCUCAGGUGAAGACCCUGCCGGUGCUAUUCAAUGGAGUGUGAUUGAUCGAUGGCCUACGCAUUCUGGCCUUGUAGAGGCGUUCGCAAAGAAUAUUGAAGACCAGUUGGCUACUUACCCGGAAGACAAACGAUCAUCGGUGCUACUCCUCUUCUCUGCUCAUAGUCUUCCUAUGAGCGUCGUCAAUCGAGGGGAUCCAUACACGGCGGAAGUCGCGAUGACAGUCCAUGCAGUCAUGCAGCGCUUGGGAUUCUCGAAUCCCUACCGACUCUGCUGGCAGUCACAAGUUGGACCGUCCGCGUGGCAAGGCGCUCAAACUAGCCAUACUGUUGAGAAUUACGUUAAAAAGGGAUUCACCGAUAUGAUACUCGUGCCUAUCGCCUUUACCAGUGAUCACAUUGAAACUCUCUAUGAGUUAGACAUCGAAGUGAUAGGGGAAGCUGGUCAAUCCGGUAUCAAAAGGGCAGAGAGUCUCAAUGGAAGCCCGACUUUCAUUCGCGCCUUGGCCGACAUUGCUCGGACUCAUCUGCAAUCCGGGGAGCCAUGUUCACGGCAGAUGACGCUUCGCUGCCAGGCCUGUACCAGUGAACGCUGUUUGGAGCAAAAGAAGUUUUUUGCCGGGGAUGCGAUGAAAUCUCUUACUCAUUUUGCCGACGGUGCAGUUUCUAUGUCGGGCAUAGGAGGUGACGAAACCCUCACGGUGGAUGCCGAGCAGGAUGCACAGGUGCUACGCGCAAGGGUGUCUCCCCAGCACCCCAUCUUGAAUGAUGUAGACGACCAAUUGGUGCCCGAAUUAGCUCCUCUGUUAGGCCCAGAGUCAGUGGACAGAGAAGACGAUUUCAUUGACAGGAUUAAUAAGCCGUGGUUGGGAUGUCCGGAAUUCGAUGCAAAGCCGCCCUGGAGGCGUCCAUCUGUCUGGUGGAUCAUCCCUCCUACUGUUCUCUUUACACUUGCGUUUGGUGGAAUAGCUGUUCCCAAAGUCAACCUCGCCCUUGCUGUCGUAUGCCGAGACUAUUUUGCUGAUCAAAAGGCAAAAGACCCAGCCUUCACAUAUGCACCAGUGAUCUUUGGGGACGACAAUGAUCAAUGCCGUAUACCGGCAGUUCAAUCCAUCGCGUCGCGAACUUUGCUUUACGUGAACCUGAUAUCAGGGUUCCUGUCGGCACUCGUAAGCCCGCGACUAGGCGAGCUGUCUGAUAGACAUGGACGCAUGCCACUCUUGGCUAUUUGCAUUUUCGGCACUCUUCUGUCCGAGUUUUUCACCACUUUUCUUGCGGCCUAUCCCGAUAGCGCGUCGGUUAACUGGUUCUUCGUUGCUGCUUUCAUUGACGGCUUAUGCGGGUCUUUUACCUUGGGUCUUUCGUUGGUGCAUUCGUAUGCAGCCGAUUGCACCUCUCCGGAGAGAAGGAAUGUCGUAUUUGGAUUGAUCCAUGCCACAUUGUUCAGUGGCAUUGCACUGGGGCCAUUCCUAUUUGGACUCAUUGCCAAAUACAGCGGAGGCCUAGUGGCUGUCUUCCUUGCUGUUCUGGCUUUGCAUGGAGUCUAUUUCCUCAUGCUAGUGCUUUUCAUUCCAGAGUCUUUAUCUAAAGACCGGCAAGCGGUUGCCAAAACGAAACAUAUUGCAAAGCAAAAGCGUUCGAAUAGCACUUCCAGGCAAAACAUAUGGCGAGAACUGCAUCCCGCCAAUAUCUUCAAACCUUUGGUGAUCUUGUUUCCAAAGCCCAAUAACUCAGGUUUAUCAUCACCAGAACAACGAUCUCUGUUUAGGAAAUUGCGCAAAAACCUUCUUCUGAUCGCGGCAAUUGAUACGUUGAUGUUUGGUGUAGCCAUGGGUACACUACAGAUCAUUAUUCUAUACGCAGAGUAUAUAUUCGGCUGGGGAAACUAUGAGUCCAGUGUGUUCCUCUCAGUUGCAAACUGUGGGCGUGUUUUCACCUUGCUUGUUGUAUUACCGGCGAUAACGAGACUCUUCCGUGGGCCACAACAAAGAACACAGCCUAACUCUGGAAGUGACUGGCUGGACAUUUUGUGCAUCCGACUGGCCAUUCUAUUUGAUCUCCUGGGGUAUAUUGGCUACUCGCUUUCAGGGUCUGGAGGGGUCUUUAUAUUAUCUGCCGUGGUCGCAUCAUUUGGAGGAAUGGGCUCACCAACUCUACAAUCGUCACUUACAAAACAUGUUCCUCCAAGCCAGACAGGACGGCUUUUAGGCGCAACCGGCCUUUUACAUGCCCUUGCUCGGGUUGUCUCGCCUGUCAUUUUCAACCUUAUCUAUAGCGCCACCGUCGGCAAGUUCCCUCAGGCUGUCUUUGUCUGUUUGGCAUCGGGUUUUGCCCUCGCAGGCAUUUUGAGCUGGUUUAUUUCACCCAAAGGUUGCUAUAUCUGA